CGGCGGGCCGGGCCCGGGAGGCGGUGGGCCUGCAGCGGGCCGGGGCCGGCAGCGGAGCGGGCAGGGCCGGGCAGGGCCGCGGCGGGGCCGGGACGUGGCGGCGGGGCCCGGUCCCGGCGGGCAGCGCCAUGGCCGAGACCAUCAUCAUCCGCGUGCAGUCGCCGGAGGGGGUGAAGCGAAUCACGGCCACGAAGCGCGAGACCGUGGCGACGUUCCUCAAGAAGGUUGCAAAAGAAUUUGGCUUCAGGAAUAAUGGCUUUUCCGUGUACACCAAUAGAAACAGGACAGGCGAGAUCACAGCAGCACAAAACAAAUCCCUCAACUUGCUGAAGAUCAAGCAUGGUGAUAUGCUGUUCCUCUACCCCUCGAGCCCGGCUGGCUCCUCCUCAGAGACCAUGGACACCUCUGUCUCCCAAAGCUUGCGGCCUGUGGGGGCCCCUCAGGUGGUGGAAGAUGAGAUUGACCAGUAUCUGAUCAAACAGGAUGGCAAGAUUUACCGGAACCGAGACCAGCAGCUGUGUCGCCAUGGCCCCUUGGGGAAGUGUGUGCAUUGUGUACCACUGGAGCCUUUUGAUGAGGAUUAUUUGAACCAUCUGGAACCUCCUGUGAAGCACAUGUCGUUCCAUGCCUACAUCAGGAAGCUGACCGGAGGGGCAGACAAGGGGAAAUUUGUUGCCCUGGAGAACAUCAGCUGUAAGAUCAAGUCAGGCUGUGAAGGGCACCCUCCGUGGCCAGAAGGCAUCUGCACAAAGUGCCAGCCAAGCGCCAUCACUCUCAAUAGACAGAAAUACAGGCAUGUUGACAACAUCAUGUUUGAGAACCACACAAUUGCAGAUCGCUUCCUCGACUUCUGGCGGAAGACAGGAAACCAACACCUCGGGUACCUCUAUGGCCGGUACACAGAGCACAAAGACAUCCCCCUGGGCAUCCGGGCCGAGGUUGCUGCCAUCUAUGAACCCCCACAGAUUGGCACCCAGAACAGCCUGGAGAUCCUGGAAGAUCCCAAAGCUGAGGUUGUGGAUGAGAUCGCGGCAAAGCUUGGGCUGAGAAAGGUUGGCUGGAUAUUUACUGAUCUGGUGUCUGAAGACACACGGAAAGGGACUGUUCGAUACAGCAGAAACAAGGACACGUAUUAUCUAAGUGCAGAGGAGUGCAUCACAGCUGGGAACUUUCAGAACCAGCAGCCCAACAUCUGUCGCCUUUCUCCAGAUGGUCAUUUUGGAUCCAAGUUUGUCACAGUGGUGGCUACAGGUGGUCCCGACAACCAGGUCCACUUCGAGGGGUACCAGGUCUCGAAUCAAUGCAUGGCUCUGGUUCGGGAUGAGUGCUUGCUGCCCUGCCGAGACGCACCGGAGCUGGGCUACGCCAAGGAGUCCAGCAGCGAGCAGUAUGUGCCCGAUGUGUUCUAUAAGGACAUAGACAAGUUUGGCAACGAGAUCACACAGCUGGCUCGCCCGCUCCCGGUGGAGUACUUAAUCAUAGAUAUUACUACAACUUUCCCCAAGGAUCCAGUCUACACAUUUUCUAUUUCUCAAAAUCCAUUCCCCAUCGAGAACCGUGAUGUGCUGGGAGAAACUCAGGACUUCCACAGCUUGGCCACGUAUCUGUCCCAGAAUACUUCCUCCAUCUUCCUAGACAUCAUUUCUGAUUUCCAUCUGCUCCUCUUCCUGGUCACAAACGAGGUCAUGCCUCUGCGGGACAGCAUCAGCUUGUUACUGGAAGCUGUGAGGACCAAGAAUGAGGAGCUGGCACAGACCUGGAAGAAAUCAGAGCAGUGGGCCACCAUCGAGCAGCUCUGCAGCACGGUGGGGGUCCCGCUCUCGGGACUGCAGGAGUACGGGGCCAUGGGUGGCUCGACGCACGCGGCGGCAGCGGCCAUGUGGGCCUGUCAGCACUGCACCUUCAUGAACCAGCCGGGCACGGACCACUGCGAGAUGUGCAGCCUGCCGCGGACCUAACCAAUACACAGCAACCCCCAGAGCAGCAGCAGUGGUGCUUGUCCCUCCCUUGUCCUCCCUUCAGCUUCCCGGGGUGCGGAGCCGGUGCGGGGGGGAGGCUCCAGCAUUUCCCACCUUCCCAACCCUGUGAGGGGCAGCCCCGUAGCAGGAGCGGGCGCCCUGGCUUUAUCUUGAUGCUGGGUAACCAACGCUUAACCUCAGCCUUCACCCCACCACCCCCAGCCCUUCUCUCAGCCCGCUGUGGGUGAGCACUGGGGGCUUGGGGACCCCCCAGGUGCUGCCCAAAGCACCCUCCCUGCGUGGUGGAGGUGAUCGGGAGGCUUUGGCAUCCCCCUGCCCGCAGCUUCGCUCCCCUUUCCCUGCUCCUGCGAGUGCCCAGGUCCCAGGUGCUUCCACACAAACCAGCCCAGGGCGAGGGCCGGGCCAGACUGCAGCUCUGCCAGACCCGGCCCUGUGCCGGAGCAGGAUGGGCUCCCCCUCGACACUGGACAUGUGGCAGCCCUUGUUUUGGCACCGCUCCUGUAGCACACAUUCUCAUGCGCCAGGAGAUGCUCUGGCAUCAGGCUGGGUGCACCCCACAUCCUGCCCCUUCCCUCUGGGUGCCACAUCACCCUGCAGGGAGCACUGUGUUGUUCUCUGGGGCAGCAGCUCGUCCCCUCCUCUGAGCGAGGCUGGGCAGGGGCAGACACAGAACUUGGGGCACCCGCGGGCCUUGGCCGGGGGAGGGAGCUGCGCCCCACAAGUGGUGCCUUCCCCCAUGUCCCUUCUGAGCUCUUCCCCCCCCCCCCCGGUGCUGGGGCUUUCUCUCCCCUUCAGACCCGAGCAGGGCCAGGCAGAUGCUCGCAUUGCCCCAAGGGUUUGACCCUCCUCUCGCUGGAGCCCCCCAGCCCUGGCGCUGUGGGUCUGGGCCUCAGUUACCCCCGCCCCGGGGUGCCGGCUCCAGCGCUGCCCCGUGCUCUGCUCACAGCAGAGAGGCCCCAUCCUGCACCAGGACAGCGCGAGCCCCGCCUCGGGCACGGCGCAGGGUCCCCGGUUUGCUUUCCCCUGGGUGUGCGGGUGUUGGUGUGCGGGGCCUGACCCGGCGCGGGGUCACCUUGAAUAAAGAGCACCUGAACCGAGA
Messenger RNA from Pezoporus flaviventris, 3078 nucleotides. It is a transcript of the gene NPLOC4, whose product is annotated as NPL4 homolog, ubiquitin recognition factor. Gene Ontology annotation, molecular function: ubiquitin binding; ubiquitin protein ligase binding. NCBI's taxonomy places the organism in Eukaryota, Metazoa, Chordata, Aves, Psittaciformes, Psittacidae. The coding region runs from base 129 to 1958 and encodes 609 amino acids. The record is from RefSeq and is a predicted model, not a curated record. Gene Ontology annotation, biological process: ubiquitin-dependent protein catabolic process. Gene Ontology annotation, cellular component: nucleus. The transcript has 17 exons.